This is a messenger RNA of Rotaria sp. Silwood1, 2022 nucleotides long. Lineage: Eukaryota; Metazoa; Rotifera; Eurotatoria; Philodinida; Philodinidae. The record is from the annotation of a GenBank genome assembly.
AUGUCACAAGGAAAUAUAAGAGAAACAUUUAAAUAUGUUUCAACAGCAUUUCCAAGAUUUAAAGUUUCAUUUAAUCAAACUGAUCAAUAUAUUAUUGAUCAAUUAGGUCAUUUUACUUUUUUAGAUGCUUGGGAUUUAAAUAUGCGUGGAAUUGGUUUAAAAAAUGUUUUUAAUGGUGGUUUAUAUAGUGGAAAUCCAUUAUUAUUAUAUAAUUUAACAAAAUUAGAUUCAAAUAUUAUUUUAUCAUCAUUAACAAAUUUUAUGACUAAUUUUCAAACACGUUCACCAUCAUUAAAUUAUCAUUUAUCAUGUGGUUUACAUGGACGUAUUCAUCAAAUACAACAAUCUUUUUCUUUAACAACUAUAUUAUUAUCAUCACAAUCUAAACAAGGUAUUAAUCAAAUAAUUAAUCUAUGGGGAAAAUUAAUGUUACAAUAUUAUGGAAAAGAACAUAUUAAACAACAAAAAAAUUUUCAUAAUGAUUUUUAUAUAUCUAAAUUAGGUUAUUAUACAGAUACAGGUGCUUAUUAUUGGUAUAAUAAAGAAUCAAAUUUAACAUAUGAACAAACAUUUAUUAAAUUAAAACAAUAUCAUGUACAAGAACAUAUUCCUAUUCAAUAUUAUGAAUUAGAUUCAUAUUGGUAUUAUAAACAAAAUAAUAAUACUGGUGAACAUGGUGGUAUUAAAUUAUAUGAACCAAGAUUAGAUAUAUUUCCAAAUGGUAUUGAAAUUUUACAAAGAAAUAUUUUACAAACACCAUUAAUUGUUCAUCAUAAAUAUUAUUCAACAGAUAAUUUAUAUCAAAAUAAAUAUCAAUUUUUAAAUGGUAGUGAUGGACAAGUUUCAUUACCAUUAGAACAAAUAUUUUUUAAUAAAAUUUUUUCACAAAUUAAACAAUGGGGUGUAGAAAUUCUUAUACAAGAUUGGCUUUCAUCUGUUUAUGAAGAUAUGCCUAAUUCAUCAUGGGAUGUUCAUAUAGCACGUGAAUAUCAUUUACAUUUAGCUGAAGGUGCUAAACAAGCUGGAAUUAAAUUAAUUUAUUGUAUGCCAUUAAAUCCUGAUAUAUUAGAAACAUUAGAAAAUACUCAAGUACAUUAUAUGCGUAUUAGUGAUGAUUAUUCAGUUAAUAUUAAUCAAUGGAAUAUUGGUCGAGCAUCAAUAAUAACAUGGGCUAUUGGUAUUAUACCAUUUAAAGAUACAUUUUGGACAAAUUCAAUACAACCACAAUCACCAUAUGGAAAUUUUACUGAACCAAAUAUUCAAUUAAAUGCAUUGAUUGCAUUAAUGAGUUUAGGUGGUGUUGCUAUAUCAGAUAAAAUUGGUAAUACAAAUGUAACUGUUGUUAAUCGCUUAUGUCGAUUGGAUGGUGUUCUAUUUCGUCCAGAACGACCUGCAACUGCCAUGGACUCAACUUUUCUAGGUAGUGGUGGUCCAAAAGGAGAAAUGUGGCAUACAUAUAGUUCUGAUGCACAACAAAGUUUCUUUGUUGAAUAUAUUAUGAUAACAAAUUUAACUGAAUCUUAUAUAUUCUCUUGGAAUGAAUUAUUUAAUACACAAGAGGAUGAUAAUCCAAAUCGAAAAAUAUCUGAUAUUUAUCUUGUCUUUGAACUUGAAAAUUCAAGAGAUUAUUAUUGGUUUACAUCCAUAAAUUCUUCAACAAUAUUAAUGCCAUCAUGUGCACAAGAUAAACUAACAUAUUAUUCACCAUUUCAUCUUUUUGUAUUUGUACCUUAUUCAAAAAUAUCAAAUUGGAUUUUAUUUGGUGAAUUAAGUAAACAAUUACCAAUUACUCGACAACGAUUUUCAUCUAUACAAUAUUCAUUAAAUGAGUCUGAUACUUUUAAAAUAAAUGUUACUGGAGUUUAUGGUGAACAAGUUUGGAUUACGAUUGGACAUAGUGAACAUGUAUUUGGACAAAUUGAUUUUUAUACUAUACAAUGUUCAUUUCUUUCAAUAGAAAGUAUAUCAACAAUGAUAAUCACAUGUAACACAGAAACUGGAUGUCAAUGUAAUAAUAUUUGA